Messenger RNA from Hevea brasiliensis (rubber tree), 1431 nucleotides. Its product is annotated as nuclear transcription factor Y subunit A-7. The record is from RefSeq and is a predicted model, not a curated record. Gene Ontology annotation, cellular component: CCAAT-binding factor complex. Gene Ontology annotation, biological process: regulation of transcription by RNA polymerase II. Gene Ontology annotation, molecular function: DNA-binding transcription factor activity, RNA polymerase II-specific; RNA polymerase II cis-regulatory region sequence-specific DNA binding. NCBI's taxonomy places the organism in Eukaryota, Viridiplantae, Streptophyta, Magnoliopsida, Malpighiales, Euphorbiaceae.
GUAGAGGGGGAGCUCAGGAGAUUCCAUUUAUGUAAAAUUUCUCGUUUCCCCAGACUGAAAACAGACUGUUGUAUAACGAAAGCUUUCUCUGCGAAGGCUAACCUCAUUUUCUUUUCUCUGUCGCGCUUGAUUCACUCAUAUCCCAAGGGGAUUGAAGUCAUUGAUUAGCUUAAUUUAAGCAUUGUUUAUCAGUAGUGCAGACUGCAGAAUAUACCAUAUGCAGAAGGUGCAGAAUUCUGGAGGGAGGAUACCUUCUAGAAAUGACCCACUCAUACCUGAAGCGUGCCCACCCUUGGGUGGAACAAGGCAGAUCUGAUACUGGGGAUUCUGUGUGCAUAAUAGCCAUGACUUCUUCCAUGCAUGAUCUUUCAGAUAAUAGUGAGACGAAUGAGCAGCAGAAACACUCAGAAUCUCAGAUUCUGUCUUCAUCUCCUGCAGCUGCACUGGUGCACCCUGGGAUGUCGAACACAAAUAUUCAGUAUGCAACAAGUCUGCAACUUGGUUCAGGGCACGCAAUGGCGGCAGCAGCAGCUUACCCAUACUCGGAUCCAUACUAUAGAAGCAUUUUUGCUCCCUAUGAUGCUCAGCCAUAUCCUCCACAGCCCUAUGGUGGACAACCAAUGGUCCAUCUUCAGUUAAUGGGAAUUCAGCAAGCUGGAGUUCCUUUGCCAUCAGAGGCAGUUGAGGAACCUGUAUUUGUCAAUGCCAAACAAUAUCAUGGCAUCUUAAGACGUCGACAAUCCCGUGCAAAAGCUGAAUCAGAAAACAAGGUCAUCAAAUCUCGGAAGUCAUACUUGCAUGAAUCUCGACAUCUACAUGCAUUGAGAAGAGCUAGAGGAUUGGGGGGUCGGUUUCUCAAUUCCAAGAAGAAUGGGAAUCAACAAGAGAAAGAAGAUUCACCAAGUGACAAAUCACAAUCCAAUAUCAAUCUUAACUCUGAUAAAAAUGAUAUUGCUUUGUCGGAUAGCAAGUCUUGAUAUAAAGCUAGUUGGUGGGGCACACACUGGGACCACAGAUCUUCCAGGAGGGCCAUCCCCUAAUAGUCAGUAUUGCUUCACUCUUGUUCUUCACAUACAAGCCAUUAGUUUGUAUAGCUUUUUCUAGUAAUUGGUUUGUAGGGAGGUUGCAAAGAUGGAGGUAGUGUAAUUAAGGGGCAUGAAUAGUUGUCUUUGCAACAGUGGUUUUAUUUGUAGUUUUUUCAUCUUUCCAUGAGGGGAGUGAUGGUUAGGUUUUGUGUGUGGGCAUUUCUUUGCUUUCAAGAAUGUGGUCAAGCUAGUUCUUUUUCUAACAAAGAGUUGGAGCUGUGUUAAUUGGUUGAGUUGAUUGUUCUUCAUUAGCUUAGUGAAAUUAGGUUGGCUGUUUCUAUUUAGUAUUAGCCCUUUGAUUACUUAUUAUUGUCAACUUUUCAAAUAAGAUGGAUGGUUUGAUUAA